Molecule: messenger RNA, 2712 nt
Organism: Phaeoacremonium minimum UCRPA7
Lineage: Eukaryota; Fungi; Ascomycota; Sordariomycetes; Togniniales; Togniniaceae
Product: putative amino acid permease protein
Exons: 4
Coding region: 1-2712 (903 amino acids)
Biological process (GO): amino acid transmembrane transport
Cellular component (GO): membrane
Molecular function (GO): amino acid transmembrane transporter activity
Source: RefSeq, a predicted model, not a curated record
AUGUUCCAGUGCUUGGGGUUGGGCACUCACGAAUCUGGCGGUUGUGGUGAGGACUGGUACCAUCCUGGUUGCGUAGUGGGUCUUGGACCGAAAUGGUUCGAGAAGAGCGAGAAGAAACCUACAAAUGGCAAAAUUCACGGCGUUACUACAUCGGGAGAGCUGGCUACAAUCUCAGAAGAUGCCGAGAAUGCUCCAAAUGCGCCGGACCCUGUUGAAGGUGGCGAAGAGGCCGACGAUGAUCCGCCGCCUCCCCCAGGAUUUCCUGCUGAUGAUGACUUCGAGACGUUCAUAUGCUACAAAUGCGUCGAAGCACAUCCAUGGAUCAAGAAAUACGCGGGCACGCCUGGCUUCUUGCCUCCUGUCUAUCUGCAACCAGACAAUGCUCCUGACGCCGCCCCCGUGGGGCAAAUACAGCAACCGUCACAGCCUGGGCAGGGCGAGAAUGUGCUCAAGAAGCGGAAAGCGGAUGAAAUGGAAUCAUCAGAGCCGCAGGAUGCGAAACGCCAAAAGGGUGAGGCGGGCGAUUCAUUGGGGAACCAAACGCCCCCUCCGUCAACGACAACAUGCAAGCUUGAUGAGCUGCCCUCUGCACCAGAAGGACACUUUUCUCUAUUCUGCAAAUCCAGUUUUAGAGACCAUUUCUGCCGCUGUUCUUCAUGUUUCCCGCUUCUCAAGCCUCAUCCACAGCUGCUAGAAGAGGAAGAAGUGUAUGAACCACCACUGUCCAAUGAUGGCUCCGAGAAUGCUGCUUCAACACAUGGCAGUGGCAGUCUCCUCGAGCGAGGCGAGAGUGCGUUGAAGAAUGUCGAUCGAGUGCGAGCCAUCGAAGGGGUUAUGGCGUACAACCACUUGAAGGAGCAGCUUAAACCUUUUUUCCAACAAUUUGCCGAGAGUGGAAAGGCUAUUGGUGCCGAGGAUAUCAAGGAGUAUUUUGCAAAGCUUCGAGGUGAUGAUCAAGCUAUCAAGGAUGCGGGGGAGGCUGCGAAAUCUACUCCAGUUGUACCAGACACACUCUUUCAGGUUCCCGUGGCUUUUCUUAUCAGCCUUAUUUCUAUUUCUUACGAGGCCAACUCUUUCAAGACCUGGCUCUACGCUCUGGUCAUCAUGGCAGAUAAUGAAGUCACCGAGAGCGCCUCGCCAGGCAGCGACUCCAAGCCCCAUCCAGUCACAGAUCUACGGAGAGCUAGCACCAACUCCAACAUGGAGCAACAGAACCAGCUGCAUCGUGAUAUCAGCUUGAGGCAGCUAUGUUGCAUGGCCAUGGGUAGCUCAAUUGGCGCUGGUAUUCUCGUCGCGUCAGGCAUUGCUUUGGGUCAAGCUGGUCCUGGAUCCACCGUCCUCGGUUAUGGUAUCUGCGGUCUCAUGGUUAUCCUCGUCAUGGGCGCUGUCGGCGAAACCUCGACAAGCUAUCCCGUCAAUGGAGCAUUCUAUGACUAUUCGGUUCGCUUCAUUAGCCCGGCAUGGGGCUUUGCCAUGGGCUGGAACUUUGUUAUCAAUUGGCUCAUCAUCCUACCGUUCGAACUGACCAUUCUCGCCAUCAAAUUACAGAACUUUGCUCCAGAUAUCAAUGUUGCCGUGUUCGUUGCGUGCUUCCUUUUUGGACUCAGUGUCGUGGGCUUGCUGGGUGCCAAGAUGUUUGCGGAAGUCGAACACUGGGCAGGUCUUGUGAAGGCACUUGCUCUGACGAUGUUCAUAUUCAUUGCUAUCGUCAUCAUCACUCGAGGCAUUCCUGGAGACCCUCGAGGCGCAGUUGGUGGGAGGUUCUGGCACGACCCAGGCGCAUUCUUGAAUGGGUUCCAAGGAUUUAUGGUCGUCUUCAGCAUUGCCGGUAUAUCAUACGGCGGGUCUGAAGUCCUCGGUCUCACCGUGGCUGAAUGCCGUAAUCCACGAAGGAUGAUGCCUAUCGCGGUAAAGCUAUCCUUCGUGCGGAUUCUCAUUCUCUGCGUUGGUACACUUCUCAUGGCAGGCUUUGUUGUGCCAGCGAAUGACUCCUCUUUCGCCGAGUUCAAGAAGCAUGGUGCCAACAUCAGCCCCUUCGUCAGGGCUAUGGAAUUGGCAAACCUGCCCAAGCUGUCCACAUUCUAUAAGGUAGUCAUCAUCGUCGCAGUCAUGUCCAUGGCGAACACCUCUAUCUAUGCGUCCAGCAGAGCGCUUCAGGCACUCUGUGCGAAAGGCAUGGGUCCACGUAUCUUCGCAAAGGUCGUCAAGUUUAAAGGCUUACCCGUGUAUGCGGUUGUUGUUGCUAUCGCCUUCGGAUGCCUGGCUUUUGUCGCAGGCGCUCCUUACGGGAACAAGAUGUUUCUUUGGUUGCUGUCGAUUGCCGGGCUGUCUAACUACUUCACCUGGGGCUCCAUUCUUGUCAGUCAGAUUCGCCUUCGACAAGCCAUGAAGGCACAGGGUCGUGAGACUCGCGACCUUGUGUGGCGCAAUCCUUUCGGCACAUGGGGAUCAUGGCUCGGCCUCGCCAUCUGCGUUGUGGGUGUAGCAGCACCCGUCAUCACCGCGUUCUGGCCACUCUCACACAAGUACGACGCAGAGGCAAUCGUUCGUAACAUCUUCGGUUUCUUUGGAAUCGUGAUUUUGUGGCUGGGCUACCACUUCUAUCAACGUCGUCGAGGAAACGCCCAAACAUGGCUAGUUCCCCUUCCUGACAUUGACCUCAACACCGGCCUAAGAGGGAAGGAGGAUCUUGUAGAGGUCUCAUCGGCUUAA